Molecule: messenger RNA, 255 nt
Organism: Miscanthus lutarioriparius
Lineage: Eukaryota; Viridiplantae; Streptophyta; Magnoliopsida; Poales; Poaceae
Source: the annotation of a GenBank genome assembly
AUGGCGACCAGCAAGAAGAUGGCUGUGGUGAUGGUGUUCAUGGCUGCCGUGCUGCUGCUGGCAACUGUGGAGUCGGCGGCGGCGGCCACUGCCACGCCCUCCGACUCCAACCAGCAGCUGGGGCUGGGGGCAACAAGAAAGCUACUCCAGAUCUUCAAAGACACAUGCGGAGGACAGGGUUGUAGCUCGUCUCUAGAUUGUUGCCUUGCUAGCCCUCUUUGUAAUGGGAACAUAUGCUCGACCAUUCUCCAGUAG